GCCCGCCUUUGAUUCACGUUUAAGCUGCCGCUACGCUGCUACCUGUGUGGUGUAAAAUAAAUACUCCUCACAUCCGCUCUCUCCGAGUCCAUGACAUCGCGCAUCCGCCAAUUUGCAUCACAAUUCAUCACCAUGGCUACCAAGUCCGACAUUACCCUCUACACUGUCAACACGCCCAAUGGCAUCAAGGCCAGCAUCCUUCUUGAGGAGCUUGGCCUGCCCUACAAGGUCCAUGCCAUCAAGAUGGGCGAAAACGAGCAGAAGGAGCCCUGGUUUCUUGAAAUCAACCCCAAUGGCCGCAUCCCUGCUCUAACCGACAGCUGGGACGACGGAAAGCCCAUCCGCAUCUUUGAGAGCGGUUCUAUCCUGCAGUACCUUGUCGACCGCUACGACAAGGAGAACAAGGUGUCGUACCCAGCUGGCUCGCGCGAGCACUGGGAGACUACCAACUGGCUCAUGUGGCAGAUGGGCGGUCUUGGUCCCAUGCAGGGCCAGGCUAACCACUUUAAGCGAUAUGCUCCUGAGAAGAUUGAAUACGGCAUCAACCGCUACGUCAACGAGAGCCGUCGCCUGUACCGCACACUAGACGACCAUCUCGCCAAGAGUUCCUCGGGCUUCAUUGUCGGUGACCGUCUCACCAUUGCGGAUAUCUCAUGCUGGGGCUGGAUUGCUAUUGCUAAAUGGUCUGGCCUUGACAUUGACGAGUUCCCCAACGUUAAGAAGUGGCUCUUUGCCCUUCGCGAACGCCCUGGCUUUAAGAAGGGCGCUAGUGUCCCUACGCCUCACACAGCCUUUGACUUCUUCGACUUGACGGAGGAGGAGCUUGAGGCCAAGGCUGCGCCGAGCAGGGCUUGGAUCCAGAAAGGCAUGGCUGCUGAUGCUAAGAAGUAGGCCAUUGGCAAGAAAAAUAUAUUAGUAAUAAUAACAGCACUGAAAUUGCACAUG
This is a messenger RNA of [Torrubiella] hemipterigena, 945 nucleotides long. NCBI's taxonomy places the organism in Eukaryota, Fungi, Ascomycota, Sordariomycetes, Hypocreales, Clavicipitaceae. The record is from the annotation of a GenBank genome assembly.